UCUUGUGUCAUUCAUCGAAUUUUCAGAUUAUUUCCCGUUCGUUAAUGGAGUCUCCCCGAACUCACGUAGAUACCGGCGACGCCGGGGAUGAAGAAGACGAUCUUCAGCUGCUUGAGCGAGAACUGGAUCGCACCCGAUCCUCGAUUCAGAUGCUGAAUGUUAGCUUGGAUGAACAGGUAUCAGAAUCGGAGAAAGGCUGAUGUUCUGAGCGAAUCGCAGAAGUUGCGAGAGAGAAUUGAUGGUUCUGGUUGUAAUGCAGCCGUUGAUAAACUGAUUCCGAUUCUCGAAUCAUUGAAGAGCUUAGAGAAUGAAGAAUGUGUGCUACGAGCUGAUUAUGAUGCGAGACGUGCUGGAUUAGAAGCCGACGUUUGCGAAUUGGAGGACAAGGUGGAAUCUGGUUCUCACAGUGAGAGCCUUUCUGAGAGCCUGGAUAGUUUGCUGGAAAUGUCAUUGGAGAAAUUAGAUUCAGCAAAGAAGGAACUGGCAGGUAGACUGAGGGCCGUACUGUUAGUGAAGCGUCAGAUUGAUGAUGUGGCGACUCAAGCAGAAGUUAUCCAGUAUGAUCGUAGACUUUCUGAACUCAAUGCUUAUAUCCAGGAGAAACACCAACAAACCCGUAAACACUAUGAUACCUAUAAUGCUCUGUUGGAGAUUAAAGACUUGAUGCUAAAAGAAACUUCCUUAUUGAACUCAAUAAAUUCCCAGUUCCAGGAUGCAAUUACUAGUGCUGACGGUCGCAUGAAACUCAUAGCUUCAAUGGAAGGAAUUGUGAAGAACAGUCAACAGAAGCUACGAAAGUUGGAGAAUGGACUUGAUGAGGAGCAGAUGACUCUCAGCAAUCUCAAGAAGAAGUAUGCUGCUGCAAUGUCGGAGCAAAGGCAUUGCUAUUCUCUGUUGAAAGCAUUUCAGGAGGAAUGUUCAAAGAAUGAGAGGCUCCGAGGUCUAUCUGCAGCUUAGGAAACCCAGCGCGUUACGGAAAAGAUAUAUGUAUGUCCGAUUAAGAUUCUUUUCGAUGUAAUCACAGAAUAUGAUGGGUGUCUUGUUCAUGCUGCUGAAACCUAUGGUUGGAUUUCUUGUAACUGCAAGUUAUCGUCGUCCUUGUUUGCUUUCUCCGUCCCGUCGUUGAAUAAAUUCGGGUCCUCGGAACACUCCAAUUUAACUAAUCUUUCGCUAUUGAAUAGUUACAGCUAAUUAAACAAUUCAGAAUGAGGUGGCAUGAUCUCUUACUUUGUAAAGAAUACUAC
Linum tenue is the source of this 1244-nucleotide messenger RNA. The record is from the annotation of a GenBank genome assembly. Lineage: Eukaryota; Viridiplantae; Streptophyta; Magnoliopsida; Malpighiales; Linaceae.